Messenger RNA from Austrofundulus limnaeus, 4338 nucleotides. RefSeq names its product protein yippee-like 2. Bases 324 to 683 code for a protein of 119 amino acids. The record is from RefSeq and is a predicted model, not a curated record. Lineage: Eukaryota; Metazoa; Chordata; Actinopteri; Cyprinodontiformes; Rivulidae. The transcript has 5 exons.
UCUCUGUCUSCCUCUGUAAACUCCGCUGCCAGUCAAAACAAAACAUUGCGUCUCUGCAGGACUUGCCAAGGCCUGGAGAACGGAGGAAAUUUGCUUGGGGAAGGAAUGCGAAGAAGGUUUUAGAAAUUGGUUCCUUCACCAGGACUGUGAGGAGGUGCGACRUUUUUUUCUCUGCUACGUGGUGAUCCGCGUUUUAUUCCUCUCAAAGGUGUUCACCUCCCGACCCACCGCCCACCACGGCCCUCACCUGUGUGUUACGGUGCUUCCCCUGUGAGCCGACCUGGGCUGGCAGUCCCUUCUUGCACCGCCCGCCAACACCGCCCAUGGUCAGGAUGACGCGYUCCAAGACCUUCCAGGCGUACCUGCCGAGCUGCCACCGGACCUACAGCUGCAUCCACUGCCGGGCUCACCUGGCCAACCAUGACGAGCUCAUCAGCAAGUCAUUCCAGGGCAGCCAGGGCAGAGCUUACCUCUUCAACUCAGUGGUGAACGUUGGGUGUGGCCCUGCGGAGGAGAGGGUUCUGCUGACGGGCCUGCACGCUGUGGCGGAUAUCUACUGUGAGAACUGCAAGACGACUCUGGGCUGGAAAUACGAACACGCCUUUGAGAGCAGUCAGAAGUAUAAAGAGGGCAAGUUCAUCAUCGAGCUGGCCCACAUGAUCAAGGACAAUGGCUGGGACUGAGGGAGCCGAGGGACAACCGCACUGAAGGACGGGAAGAGGCGGAGGGGCUCGGGCGGCGAUGUGUGUAUGUGUGUGUGUGUGUGUGUGUGGGUGAGUGUGUGACUUUGGUUUGGCUGAUUUACCAUUAACCUCUGUAACUUACUGCCCAUCCCUUCCUACCACACCUCUCAGUGUUCACACAUGCACAUGGUAAGCUCCCAGACUUCCCAGUUUGACGGAGAGAGAGAGAGAGAGAGAGAGAGAGAGACGACGGCAGGCUUGUUUGCAGCUAGCAGGACUAGGUGACUGGCCGGCAGGAGACAGGACGUCUCAUCAUUACAGUUUUGUUUUUAUAAAACAUUAGCGACCUGACAUCAGCUUUACAAAGUGUUCCCUGAGAUCCUGUGUGAUUUUUACUCCAACUUGUCUCGUUGAUAUUAACUUAUUUGGCUCAGAGGGGCGGGUUCCUUUUGGCCUCGGCGCUGACGGGCAUUCGCUCUGUCCCCCGGCAUGAAUGAGAUGGCCUAAGAUGAUUAUAGCAAAAUCCGACUGAUUGGAACCCUGCCAGCUGGGCCGGCGAUGAGGCCCUCGGCGGCGAGGCUUGGCGGCGAGGCCUGAGCGCAUGUGCGCGGGGYUGCAGUGGGGCUGGAUGCAGGGAUUGCCGGGUUGCUCACUCCAAACAGUGGGGAGGGCGCGGGGUGGGGGGGAUGAUCCCGAUCCUGCUAUGUUGUUGCUUUGAUGGCUUCUGGCUUGGAUCUGUUCCACGCCUUGGUAGUGAUGCAGUUCAGGAYGAUUAGGGCGGAGUGAAGGGGGAAAAAAACAGAUGGACCGCCACCAGCUUGUCCUGAAACACAACAAGAAUUUGCCCUCGUGUCUGUGAGGGAGAUCCCCUUGGGUUUUAUUCUUCUGGCAAAACUCGAGUUGUGUAAAGAGAUACCACACACACACACACACCUCAUGCACGUCUCAUGUUAGCAGAUCCAGCCUGGUCACACAGACAUAUAGAUUUACGUAACAUAAGCAUGUCUCAGGACAACCAAUAUGUCUGCCACAGAGUUGUGAACACUGUGAGCGUCUCUGCAGGGCAAACAGCAAAAAGUGGCGAAGCUCUGCAGGGUUUGUCACAUGAGUGACGAGACGAAACAUUCAGAAAACCUUUAACAAACUGGACGUGUGUUUGUUACAUUACUGACAUAAACACGAGGCAACACUUGACUCACUGUGGCAGGCCAUUUGAACAUAAAAUCAAACUCAUCACACACAUUACAGAUAUCUGAAAUUGGUUUAUGACAAGACAUAUUAGUAAAUUAAGAUAUCAAAUUUUGUUUUGACUAGUACAAAUUAUGUCAGAUUUACCUUUAAGUUGUUUGGAGGCUUUCAUUCAAGAUGCAUCUUAAAGGAAUUUUGACUAAAAUACUGUUCUAGAUAUCUCGGUUAAUUUUUCAGAGUCAUCACUUUUAGUUCUGACUCGCCCCAAUUCCAAUUAAAGAGAUCUUAAAUGACAUCAUUAUUAAAGAUUUCUUAAAGGUAUUUGUAGAUAUCAGAUAUAUUAAUUGGACUAGUGCAAAUUAAGUUGCCGAUAUCUUGAAAGCAAAUAAUGACUCAGCAAAACUAAAAGUAUCUAGAAUAGAAUAGAAUAGAAAAGAAUAGAAUAAAAUAGAAUAGAAUAGAAACUGUCUUUAUUGUCCCGCAUGGGGAAAUUCAGGUGUAGUAGCAGCAGCAGAUGCAUACAUCAAUCUACAGAAACAGAAUAUUGCUAUGUGACAUUAUCCACUGUAGCAAUGAUAAAUAAUUAAAAUUAAGGAUAGUAACAAUAAAAAUAAACAUAGAUCAAAAUAAAAAUAAUCGUUACUGUAAUGGGAUAUCAAGAUGAAAUUGGAUAAAAAUGAAAAAUAAGGCAAGAUACUGUGCAGAAGUGGUGAUGGUUGUAGAGUCUAACAGCUGAUGGUAGGAAUGAUCUGCGGUAACGUUCUUUUGUUCAUUUAGGAUGCAGCAGACUGUCACUGAAGGAGCUCUGGAAUUAUUCAAGAUAUCUCUGAGUUAGACACUUCUUGAGUUAUUUUUUCAUCUAGUCAGCUUUUCUAUUCAAGAUGUCUUGAAUAUUUAUUUUGACAGGUCAAAAUGUCACAGAUUUACGUAACAUUUUGGUUAAGUUUUGGAAAGUUUCUAAGACAUCUUAGCCUUAAUGAACCACUAGCCGUACCUUAAUUUGCCAUUCAGUGGUCUGCAAUGUCAGGUCAGUCCAGCUCUAAUUCUGGGGUUUUUAACAUGAUUUUUAGCUGCAGCUCAACAUGAAUUAAGACUCAAGAAUAMAUUUGCAAAAUUCUGCAGGCAGCUGUUUGGACAGCUAAGUGGCAGCGGUGGGGCUUACGCACAAUUUCUUAAUUCAGAUAUCUCAAAAUGUAAUAUUGAAUAGUCGUAAUUAUGUUUGUGAUAUCUUAAAUUGUAGAUAUGGAUGAAAUGAAUGAUGAAUCAGGUGAUGUCAUUUCAGAUUUCUUGAAUUAMCAUUCAGGAUAAUCAAAAUGUUGUUGUUCCUAGUCAAAACUCAUUUUUAGACAUCUAGAAUGUAAUCAGAGAUAAGACAAAGUUGAUUUUGUGUYAAAAUGGCCUGCCAUAGUCUCACCUCCAUAUUCAACCACACYAAGUUUUCUGACUUUGCUAAACGUGCAUUUGGAGACUUACCGUAMGUGGAUAAUAUUUGUGUUCUCUUCCCUAGAACCCAUUGCUCAGAUACAUCGUUGCUAACUUUUCUUUGCUAAGGCCAGGAUCCGACUGCUAAAUGUGUUGAUGAUUGUUUUUAAAUGAGCAAAUGUCACAGUUGGCUGCAUCCAAAGCAACUGUUACAUUAACAUGCAUGAUAUAAAACUGACUAGUUUCGUGCCAUGUCCUCGUCACAGUUCUUGUGAAAAGAACAUUGUGUGUUGCAGUGAAAUUUCUAAGUGCUGUAAUACAAAAUCUAAUCAGUUUCAUUUCAUCCAUUUGAAUUGUGAAACCAACUCACGGCGCAGUGAAGUGAGCAAAUUAAAAAAUGUGAUCCUGGUUUAGAAAAGUAAAAAUUAGUUGCUCUGUCUGCAAACGGUACUCGAUAAGCUACCCGGUGACCACCCCCCCCACCCGCACCGCCCCACUUACCCGCUCCAGUUACAAACCAAACCCUUAAAAACCGUUAACUCUUCUGUGACUCGCAGGAACUGAUCGCUCAGUUGAUCCAGCACAACCAAAGAACCCCACCCGUCAACAAGGAACUGACCAAACAAAAGUUUUAGUUUUGCUUGGGCAAAAAGUGUUGCGAGAACAAGAGGGUGUGUGAAUAGUUGAAAGCCAAGUUUGUGGAUAGCCUUUUCUCUGACACAACAUGAUUUUUGUAAAAAAGAUCUUAAUAUAUGCUUUUAUUCUAUUUACUCCGUUCAUCAUGAGGGUUACCGUUCAUGUCGGCUUCUGUGUCACAGCUUGUAAAUAGUGUUUAAAGUAUUGUGUUUUAUCUCUGAUCCAUGUGGUGAUAAAUGAGUAUAAUUUAGUUCAGGUCAUGCUUUCUCUCUGGUACCCCUGCAUUGGCUGUACAAUACUACUUUUUUACUGAAAAUGUUUCAAUUUUAAUGUCUUUUGUAAAAGAGGAAGCUGAUGUUGACUAUAUCAUUGGAUCUUCAUCUAAUAAAAAUGCACCUUAAUAUCUGGA